Molecule: messenger RNA, 1278 nt
Organism: Podospora pseudocomata
Lineage: Eukaryota; Fungi; Ascomycota; Sordariomycetes; Sordariales; Podosporaceae
Exons: 5
Coding region: 93-1127 (344 amino acids)
Molecular function (GO): hydrolase activity, hydrolyzing N-glycosyl compounds
Source: RefSeq, a predicted model, not a curated record
CCUACACCAACAUUAUAAGCCAAGACCUUGAUGUCACUCUUAAACAUCAUUUGCCAACAACCUCGCGACAUCAUACAACAACAUCGAACAUUAUGAUUCAUCGCCUUGUUUUUCACCUGGCUUUCGCCUGCAUAAUACAAGCACACGCCGCCUCUCCGACGACAGCAAAACGCCUCAUCAUAGACACUGAUCUAUUCAGCGAUGUUGACGACGCCGGAGCCCUGCUGCUCGCAGCCACAUCAUCUUCCGCCGACCUUCUCGCCGUCAAUAUCAAUUUCCCCUCCACCUACUCGGCCCUGGCAGCAUCUGCCAUUCUGGCCCAUUAUGGCAGUAAUACUCCCAUCGGGAUCCGGCGUCCACUGACCAAUGUCACGUUCUUCGACUCUUGGUUUUUCGAAUUAGGCGAAUACACAAGCAAAGUGGCUUAUCACUGGUCUGGAGGUUCGUUGCCCUGGGGCCAUGCCGAGGAUGCCUGGGAUCCAGUCGCGCUGUAUCGAAAAAUCCUCUCCGAAGCCCCUGAUCAAAGCGUCACUAUCACUUCCAUUGGAUUCUUCGAUAAUUUGUCUGGGCUUCUUAAUUCCUCGUCAGAUAUCUAUUCACCGCUUUCAGGUCCCGAUCUUAUCGCCGCCAAAGUCUCGGAACUGGUAAUCAUGGGUGGUGAAUAUCCCUCCGGCUACGAAUACAACUUCUGGGGCAGCAAUCCAUCUAUCACCGCUCAUGUUGUCAAUACUUGGAAGGGCAGCCCAAUCACCUUUUCCGGGUUCGAGAUAGGGCGAAAUGUAACGUCUGGCCUUCGUCUGAUCAACGAAGGCCCGCGGGAUGACCCGGUCAAGGCUGCGUAUGUCUAUUACGGGUACACCACAGCCCGUCCGUCCUUCGAUCCUCUGACGGUGCUGUAUGCAAUGGAGGGGUUGGGUGAUCUCUUUGAAUUCGGAGUAGAGUAUGGAUACAAUCACGUUGAACAAAAUGGAUCAAACAAGUGGGUUUAUGACAAGGGGGUCACUGGUCAGCGCUUUUUGAAACUCAAGGUGUCUGAACACGAGGCCGGUGCUGAAGUGGACAGGAGACUGCUUCAGGCAGCAUGGUCUACACAGAGAGACCAAGUACUCACUCGACAGGAGCUUUGACCUAUUCCGGAUAAAACAAGGGUUGAUACUCUGCUUCUUUCGCUUGGUGCCAGCUUUCUCUGAUCGAAGACCCUCGUUUCAUUAUGCCACAAGCCCUGAUUAUCCACAAUCAAACGGGCUGAAUAGCCUGUGGGUAGUAAAAGAGCUCGGU